AUGGCCAGAUUUGCUGUUGCUCUGCUCUGCCUCUUGGCAUUUCAAUAUGAGGUAUCUGCCUUUGGAGUUGUGAAGCAGUCUCCUUCGGUCAACUAUGGAUCGCAAUCUUCGACUCAGCUAUUUGCUGAAGGUGCCAAGAUUUUGAUGCCUGCUUUGUCUUCUACAAUGAAAGAAGGAAAGGUUGUUUCUUGGUUGAAGAGCGAGGGAGAUGAAAUCGAAGCCGGUGAAGCCAUCAUGGUUGUUGAAAGUGACAAGGCCGACAUGGACGUCGAGGCAUUCGAAGAUGGUUUCAUUGCCAAGAUCAUUGUCGGAGAGGGUGAGAUCGCCCCUGUUGGAGAAGCUGUUGCCCUCAUUGCAACUUCUGAAGAUGAUAUUGCAGCUGUCGCUGCUGGAGGUGUUGGUGAAACAGCCGCUCCCGCCGCUACUGAGGAGGCAGCUCCUGCUGGAGGUGAGUCUGUCGAAACUACAGAAAUUUUCAUGCCAGCCCUAUCCUCCACCAUGAGCGAAGGCAAGGUCGUCGAAUGGCUCAAGAAAGAAGGCGACUACGUGGAAGCUGGAGAAGCUCUCAUGGUUGUGGAGAGUGACAAGGCUGACAUGGAUGUAGAAGCCUUUGAAGACGGCUACCUUGCCAAGAUUGUGAAGGGAGAGGGCGAGAUGGCUGAUGUUGGUGCUCCUGUUGGUAUUCUUGUGCCCGACGAGGCCUCUCUUGCAAUGUUUGUUUCUAAACCAAUUUCAUUGUCGCCACCCGUUACCACAGGAGCAUCAGCUGCUGGCCCGCCAGAUGUUGAAUUCAGCCAAAUUGAUAUGCCUGCUCUUUCGUCCACCAUGAAGGAAGGAAAGGUUGUCUCCUGGCUCAAGGCUGAAGGUGAUCCGAUUGAAGCUGGUGAAGCCAUCAUGGUUGUCGAAAGUGACAAGGCCGAUAUGGAUGUAGAAGCUUUCGAUGAAGGUUUCCUUGCCGCUAUCAUUACUGAGGAAGGAGACAGUGGAGCCGUCGGUGCCCCAGUUGCACUCAUCGCCGCCAACGAGGCAGACAUCCCUGCUCUCAAAGCAUAUGCAGCAUCCCUUUCUGGCGCCCCUGUACCUGCUGCUGCCGCCCCUGCUGGAGCUGCGGCACCUGCUGCUGCUGCUGCAGCCGCUCCAAAGAAGGUUGCUGCAGCACCAGCUGUUGCUACUGGAGACCGUGUUGUUGCUUCUCCAAUGGCCAAGAAGUUGGCUGAAGAAAAGGGUAUUGAUAUUUCGACCGUCGCAGGAACUGGACCCAACGGAAGAGUCACUGCCGGUGAUGUUGAAGCAGCAUCCGCUGGUGGUGCUUCUGCCCCAGCCAAGAAGGCUGCUGCUCCAGCAAAGCCUGCAUGGACUCCAGCGCCAGGUGUCAUUGCUGCAACUCCUAUGGCUCGUGUUGCUGCCAAGAAGGCUAAGCUCGAUCUUUCUACCAUCCAAGGAACCGGAUCUUUUGGACGUGUCACCCUUGAUGAUGUCAAGAUGGCCACUGGGGAGAAACAACCCGAACGUAAGAAGAGCGCUGCGACUGGAGCUCCUGCCCCAGAACUUCCAGAAGGCUUCGUACCUUUCACUGGCAUGCAAAAGGCUGUCAGCAACAAUAUGGUUGGAACCCUCACUGUUCCUGCCUUCCGUGUCAGCACUGACAUUGAAAUGACUGCCUUCGAAGCCCUUUACCAAAAGGUCAAGCCAAGUGGAAUCUCUGUUUCGGCUUUGAUCGCAAAGGCUGUCGCCCUUGGUAUUGAGAGGCACCCCAUCAUCAACAGCGCAUACUCUGCCCAAGAUGGCGGCGGUACUCUCUUCAAGAAGGACAUCAACAUUGCUAUGGCUGUCGCCAUUGAUGGAGGUCUCAUUACCCCAACUCUGAACUACGCCAACGAGCGACCAGUAGCUGAAUUGGCUGAGAACUGGAAGGAGCUUGUCGGAAAGGCCAAGAGCGGAACUCUCUCCUCCGCUGAAUACACCAGCGGGACAUUCACUAUUUCCAAUAUGGGUAUGUUCGGUGUCACGGACUUCGGAUCUCUUCUUUCCGAAGGACAAGGAGCAAUCCUCGCCGUUGGUGGUACUCAAGACGCUGUUGUUCCAUGCAGUCAAUCAAUUCUUGGAUUGAAAAAGGUUCGCAAGAUGACCAUCACACUCACAUGUGAUCACCGUCAAAUCUAUGGUGCUGAUGCAGCCCUCUUCCUACGAACUCUCAAGAACAUCAUGGAAAAUGAACUAGACAAGGUUUCUGCCUAG
Cylindrotheca closterium is the source of this 2238-nucleotide messenger RNA. Lineage: Eukaryota; Bacillariophyta; Bacillariophyceae; Bacillariales; Bacillariaceae. The record is from the annotation of a GenBank genome assembly.